AUGGCGGUGUUGGGGGAGUGCGCGUGUUGGGCCAGGCGACCGUUGCUGCCGGUGGUGCGGACUUGGGAACUCGACGCGCGGCGCUGGGUCCGGGCGCUGCGGCGCAGCCCCGUGAAAGUGGUGUUUCCAUCAGGUCAGGUCGUGGAACGGAAGCCCGGUCCCGGGAAGCAGCCUCGGAAGGCGGCGGCAGAGACCAGUCCCCGCGAACAGCGACUGAAGCAGUCGCGUCAGGUUCCCCCAUCCCAGACCCCCAGCACCUGGGAAGAGUCGGGGCUUCGCUAUGAUAAGGCUUUCCCUGGAGACAAAAGGCUGAGCAGUGUGAUGACAGUAGUUAAGUCCAGGCCAUUUCGGGAAAAGCAAGGGAAGAUCCUGUUGGAAGGUCGUAGGCUGAUUGCAGAUGCUCUCAAGGCUGGUGCUGUGCCCAAAGUGUUCUUCUUUAGCCGUCUGGAAUACAUAAAGGAGCUGCCCAUUGAGAAGCUGAAGGGUGUUAGCCUCAUUAAGGUGAACUUUGAGGACAUCAAGGAUUGGUCCGACCUAGUAACACCACAAGGAAUAAUGGGGAUUUUUGCCAAACCUGACCACGUUAAGAUGACAUACCCAGAGACUCAGCUUCGCCACACACUGCCCAUAUUGUUGAUUUGUGACAAUCUCCGCGACCCUGGGAACCUGGGGACAAUUCUGCGAUCUGCUGCUGGUGUAGGCUGCAGCAAAGUGUUACUCACCAAAGGCUGUGUGGAUGCCUGGGAACCCAAAGUGCUGCGGGCAGGUAUGGGCGCACAUUUCCAAGUGCCCAUCAUCAACAACGUGGACUGGGAAGCAGUGCCCAACUACCUGCCCACCGACACCCGCGUCUACGUGGCUGACAACUGUGGCCUUUACACGCAGGCCCAGGCCCAGGCCCAGAUGUCUAAUAAGGCCAGUGACUACGGCUGGGUAUGUGACCGACGACCCCUAAAGUUUCACAAGUAUGAGGAGGAGGAAGAGAAUCUAGAAAGUGCAGCCAAUAAAGGCUGGCUCCCUGAACUUGAGGUCCAGAGUUACGACUCAGACUGGACAGAGGCACCUGCAGCUGUGGUGAUAGGUGGGGAGACCAGCGGCGUGAGCCUGGAGUCCCUGCAGUUGGCUGAGAGCACAGGCGGCGGGAGGCUGCUGAUCCCCAUCGUGCCCGGUGUGGACAGCCUGAACUCGGCCAUGGCUGCGAGCAUCCUGCUCUUUGAAGGGAAGAGACAACUGCGGGUGAGGGCGGAACACUUGAGCAGGGACGGGAGUUACCACUGAGAGGGGACGUGGAAGCCAGUCCUCAGCUUUAGGUCGUCUCUGUGGUUAUUGGAAAAAUAAGAACUUCCCUGACUUUCUGCUUAGCCUCAAAAAUACCAAAGGUCAAAAUUCCUCCUGAGAUCUCCAUCUUCCCACCGACUUUUAUAUAUGUGUGUAUAUGUACAUUUGUGUGUGGGUAAGAGAGAGACAACAUAAGUAAAUGCUCCUCAUGGCUGUAUGUUUUUAAAAAUUGUCCACCAAGGAGCAUCUUUGUGCCCAGAAAGUUGCUGAGGGCAUCACCUUGGGUAGGGAGGACACCUCCCUCCACAGCCGGGGGUGCUCUGCAGUCGUGGAGCGCUGGUUAGAGGCCGGCCGUGGUCACUCACUCCUGUGAUCAUUGGUCAAUGGAAAUUAAACCCCUGUGAAGUGUAGGCCAGCAGAUUAAAAAGUUUUAUUUCAGUGUG
Molecule: messenger RNA, 1721 nt
Organism: Balaenoptera acutorostrata (minke whale)
Lineage: Eukaryota; Metazoa; Chordata; Mammalia; Artiodactyla; Balaenopteridae
Gene: MRM3
Product: mitochondrial rRNA methyltransferase 3
Exons: 4
Coding region: 1-1278 (425 amino acids)
Biological process (GO): RNA processing
Molecular function (GO): RNA methyltransferase activity; RNA binding
Source: RefSeq, a predicted model, not a curated record